AUCAGUCAGCGACCUGCAGUCCGGCACCCACCAGCAGACAUCAGUCAGCGACCUGCAGUCCGGCACCCACCAGCAGACAUCAGUCAGCGACCUGCAGUCCGGCACCCACCUGGAGUCAGCAUGAGGACCUUCGUGAUCGCAGUUCUGCUGGCGGCUGGCGUCUUGGCGCAGGAGGCGGACAAGGACGGCGCGAAGAGGGUGGACAAGAGAGGGCUGUACGGCCUGGGCUACGGCGGCUACGGCGGCUACGGCGGCUACGGCGGCUACGGCGGCUACGGUCUGGGCUACGGCCUCGGCUACGGCUACGCCUCGCCCUUGUACGUGUCCCCGCUGCACUCCUACUACGGCUACGGCCACGGGCUGGGCUACGGCUACGGACACGGCCUGGGCUACGGCUACGGACACUACUGGUGACACCUGGGACGGACGUCUGCUUGAUAACUGACCACACGGAACAGAAUGUCGUCUGUCGAGGCUUCAAUAACCACCACUAGCAGAAUUUUCUUUUGUGACGAUUCACCCUGUCCUACCAUCCAGAAUUUAUGAAAUUUUAUGCUGUCCAUAUCACUGAUAUCUCACUUUUCUACAAAAAAAAUGUUCUAAUUAAAUCAUAUGUUUAUUAUAUGUUUUACAGAAUUAAAUUUUUGAUUCAUUAUGUAUGGAUCUUUCCAAUGGCAAUAAAUAAAAUGUUAUGUCAACAGUGAAUUUUUUUUGUUGAUAUUUUGUAAAAGUUAUGAGUACUGGAAUAUAAUAAAAGUGAUUUAACUAAUA
Molecule: messenger RNA, 771 nt
Organism: Bacillus rossius redtenbacheri
Lineage: Eukaryota; Metazoa; Arthropoda; Insecta; Phasmatodea; Bacillidae
Product: keratin-associated protein 6-2-like
Exons: 2
Coding region: 121-414 (97 amino acids)
Source: RefSeq, a predicted model, not a curated record